Rotaria sp. Silwood2 is the source of this 1248-nucleotide messenger RNA. NCBI's taxonomy places the organism in Eukaryota, Metazoa, Rotifera, Eurotatoria, Philodinida, Philodinidae. The record is from the annotation of a GenBank genome assembly.
AUGAAGCAAGAAACAUAUACCGUUGAAAGCGAUAUUCUUAUUGCUACUACUACAUCAACAACGACUAUCUCAACAGAUAAUGAUAGUAUUAAUAAUAUUGAUCCUCUUAUUGAACCAUUAAUUGAUGCAGAUGAAUUAAUAGCAACUAUUGACAAUAAUGAAACACUUCAUCGACUUGAACAAAAAUGUUCAUCAAUUCUUACACUUCAUUCACAUAAACAUCAUCGAACAAAAUCAUCUUCUGAAAUUAUUGGUCAAUGUACAGGCAUAAUUUAUGCUCUUAUUGGUUCAUGUUUUUUUACAUGUUCAGGCUUUAUUAUAAAACAAUUACGUGUCGAUUUCUUUGAUGCACUUCUUUGUCGAUUUUUCUUACAAACAUCAAUAUUAGCUGCAUUUAUUUUCUAUAGAAAAAAUAAAUUAAUCAAUGGUUCAAUUAAUUUAAUUGUUUUACAAAUAAUUCGUACUAUUUUAGCAGCAAGUGGUUUACUUUUAUUUUAUGCAAGUUAUCGUUAUAUUCCUCUACCAGAUUUAACAACAUGUCGUUAUACACAAGUUGUUUGGACAGCUAUAUUAGCAAUGAUUAUUUUUCGUGAACGUAUAUCAAUACCAACUAUUUUAGCGAUUAUAUUAACACUAAUCGGUGUUACAUUAGUUGCUCAACCAACAUUUUUAUUUAAUAAUCAUCAAUUAUUAUCAAAUACAACUAACAUAAUAACUAAUGAAUCAAAACAUUAUAAUUUCGAAUCGGAUCAAUCUUAUCGUUUACUUGGUCUUUGUCUUGCACUUGGAUGUGCCUUAUCAAUAUCAUUUAGUAUAGUACUUAAUAAAAAAUUACUUAUUUCAAAAAUUCCUCAAAGUAUAAUUAUGCUUGAAUUUUCGUUAUUAAAUUUAUUGUUACUUAUUCUUUAUCAUAUAUAUAAUCGUUUUAUUCUAUAUAAAUAUAUUAAUCAAACAAUGUUUACAUGGCAAUUUUUUCUUGCUGCAUCUGUUUCAUUAAUGCAAGUACUUUCAUCAACAUUAACACAACGAGCAAUUAAACUUGAACAUCCAUCAAUAAUAUCUGUUGUUCAAUCAUCAGAUAUACUUUUUGCAAUUAUAUUACAAAAUUUAUUUACAAAUGUAAAAUCAAAUUGGUUUGUUUUAAUUGGUUCGUUAUUAGUUACAACAAGUAUUUUUCUUGUUGGAGCUCAUAAAUUUUGGCAAGAUCGAAAGAAAUUAUUAGAAAAAAAUAAAAAUAUUAGGAAAUAA